AUGCCUGUCGAAUAUUAUGACUCGGACGACUCGGACUUCUCCGAGACCGACAUGUCCAUCCGUGGUCGUCACGGCGGCACCCACAUCCGCCGUCGCUCUGUAUCCCGCCACGCCCACCACCGCCCCGCAGUAAAGGAAUACCUAACCGCACCUACGACUCGCGUCUAUCGUUCUGCCUCGACAGGCGGACGCCGCCCCCGCGAUCGCGACUCUUCCGUGCCAGCCGUCAUGAUCGUGAACGAGCAGGCAACCCGCACGGAUAACGUCACCGAAGCCCGCAACGCCAACAGCAAUAAGCCGCGCCACCGUGUGCAGCAGAAGCAAAGGCUCUAUGAUGAUUCCGACGAAGAGCUGGAGCUGGAACGUGUGCGGCGGGGCGGUUCGCGACGCCGACACCGUGAGCGCGAGACAGGCAUCUCGGCGAAUGUGAAUGUUACUGCGGAGGCACCGCAGGUGCAAGGACGGACACCGUCGCCUUUCCACCGCGACAUUGAGCUCGCUAUGAAUCAGCGUAUACUGGAGCGCAGUGAUAUGCAACAGAACAUGGAGAUAUGGAAGCAGCAACAGGAGAUUGAGCGGCUGGAGCGUCAGCUUGAUAAGCAUCGUGAGAAGCCUGAGCCACCGCGAGAUACCCGUGAGCACAGACUACUCCGCGAAGAGGAGGAGUGGUAUGAGGAGGAGAUUAGUGAGCGUUUGCGUCGUCUGGAGCGGAUUGAGCGCAAACAGAAGGAGGAGGAGACCGCCCGGAAGGCAGAGAAAGCAUGGCGGUUGAGGAAGCUGGAAGAGCACGAGAAAGAUGAGGAGACUGCGCGAAAUGCGGAGAAGGCAUGGCGGCUGAGAAGGCUGGAGGAGACUGAGAGGGAUGAGGAAUCGGCCCGGAAGGCGGAGAAGGCAUGGCGGAUGAGGAAGCUAGAAGAGGCCGAGAAGGAAGCUGCUGAGAAAGAGGAGCUACGGGAGAGGAUGAAGAAGGAGAAACUUGAGGAGAUUGCACGUCAGCAGGAAGAGGAGGCAGAAAAGGAAAAAAUCAAGAAGGAGAUCAUUGAGGAGGAGCGCCAGAAAGCGUUCCAGGCCGAGGAGAAGAGGAAAAAGGAGAUGAUGCUAAAGGCUGCGGCGGUCGAGGAGUGGAAGUUGGAGCAGGAGCGUAUGAAGCAGCGGGCAGCCGAAGAAGCUAUGAAGAGAGAUCUUGAAUUCCGAGAGAGACUGCGUCAUGAUCUUGGUUAUUCCGAGGAGGAGAUUGCGCAUAUCUUGAACAAGAGAAAGCGAGAUCAAGAAAGGAAGGAGAAUGAGGAGAAGGCAAAGAAAGAAAAAGAAGAGAAGGAGGCUAAGGAAGCCAAGGAGAAGAAGGAGAAAGAGGAGAGAGAGAAGAGAGAGAAGGAUCUCAUCGAGGAGCGCAAGACCACCUGGAUCAAGGUUCACCGCAAGCAUCUGCUCCCUGAAACCUUGCUUGCCUAUAAUCUUCCCUGGGACUGGGACGAGACCGAUAGCAACUAUAUAAUCAUCAAGCGAUGGGUCACCGAGGACUUCCAGGAAGAGCUCUUUUCACACACCAAGAGGAUCCGGGAGGGCAAAGUCAUCACCCAGACUUCUCAAUCGCAGACCGAGCUCAAGGUCAACGACCGGCAGAAGGACAGGAUGUAUUUGGUUCGCAAGAAGAGCCCACAGCACCGCUUGCGUAUUUUCGCAUAA
Penicillium longicatenatum is the source of this 1686-nucleotide messenger RNA. RefSeq lists its product as uncharacterized. The coding region runs from base 1 to 1686 and encodes 561 amino acids. NCBI's taxonomy places the organism in Eukaryota, Fungi, Ascomycota, Eurotiomycetes, Eurotiales, Aspergillaceae. The transcript has 3 exons. The record is from RefSeq and is a predicted model, not a curated record.